Molecule: messenger RNA, 2760 nt
Organism: Pyrus x bretschneideri (Chinese white pear)
Lineage: Eukaryota; Viridiplantae; Streptophyta; Magnoliopsida; Rosales; Rosaceae
Product: protein MICRORCHIDIA 6
Exons: 20
Coding region: 410-2494 (694 amino acids)
Cellular component (GO): nucleus
Molecular function (GO): ATP hydrolysis activity
Source: RefSeq, a predicted model, not a curated record
GCUGAGGAGCAAAACGUAAUUUAACCUUAACAAAACCCUAGCUGCAGUUUGAUCCCUCUACAUCCUCCUCCUUCCAUCUCUCUGCAAAUCUUCAUCUGGCAACUGGGUUUGACAAAAAAUCUAAUCUAACCAACGCAUCUCAUUCCUCCUCUUCAAUUACCUCCUUUGACGUCACAGAUCACUCCUUCUCCUCUUUGAUUUGAACAGUGUCAUCGACGUCAAUAACAGCGAAUUUGAUGAUCUAUUCAUCGCCUUAUCGUCGGAGCUAACCGAUUUGGAACCGAUUUGGAACCGAUUUGAACCGAAAAGUCGGCGAGCGACUCAGUCGGUAUCGGAUUCGGUUGUAGAAUUGGGCAUUACCGAAGCCCUCGAUUCUGCAGUCGGUUCGUUGAUUGUCAAUGUGUUUAGGAUGCCUGUGAUAGAUGUUGUGGAUUUAUCUAGUGACGAUGAAGUUGGGGAGAGAGAGGAGGUGGAUGUGAAACCUGUUAAGUUGGAGCCAGGUCUCAUUGGAAUACAAUUGCAGCGGAAAGACAAGCCUAAAGCUCGAAUAGCGAAGCAUAAAAUAUCGAAAAACCCGCAUGGGAUUCGGGAAUCUGAAGAAAAUAGGAGCUCAAAUGCUUUAAGUCCCUGUCAUAGUAGCUCUAGUAUAUUAGACCAGAGGCAGUCUCCGGUGGAUGAUACCGGCGUCUCUUCUACAUCAACUUUCAGUCCGGCACCGCUUUGCCGGCAGUUUUGGAAAGCUGGGAGCUAUAAUGACGCUGUUGGUUCUAAAGUCGCAUUUCAAAAUGGCAAAAACUAUCUACAUGUCCAUCCUAUGUUCCUUCAUUCAAAUGCCACUUCGCAUAAAUGGGCGUUUGGCGCCAUUGCAGAACUACUUGACAAUGUAGUUGAUGAGAUACAAAAUGGGGCCACUUUUGUCAUUGUAGAUAAAAUCUUGAAUCCAAGGGAUGGAAGUCCGGCAUUGUUAAUUCAAGAUGAUGGUAGUGGGAUGGACCCUGAAGCCAUGCGGCGUUGUAUGAGUUUUGGGUUUUCAGAUAAGAAGUCAAAAUCAGCCAUUGGACAAUAUGGAAAUGGUUUCAAGACUAGUACUAUGAGACUUGGCGCGGAUGUUAUUGUUUUCAGUCGCCACCAGGAUACAAGGACAUUGACUCAAAGCAUUGGUCUCCUCUCUUACACAUUCUUGGCGCGAACAGGCCAUGACAGAAUAGUAGUACCGAUGGUGGAUUAUGAAUUCAACACAUUAACUAAUAAAUUAGAAGUUAUGCAUGGGAGGGAACAUUUUAUGUCUAAUCUUUCCAUGCUGCUACAAUGGUCCCCAUAUUCAACUGAGGCUGAUCUUCUAAAGCAGUUUAAUGACAUUGGAGCUCGUGGUACAAAAGUUAUUGUCUAUAAUUUGUGGUUCAGUGAUGAUGGGAAUCUGGAGCUAGACUUUGAUACAGAUCCUGAGGACAUUCGCAUUAGUGGGGAUACCAAAAAAGUUGACACUAAAUUUAAGACAGUAAAUGAAGAGCACAUUGCAAACCGUUUCCGUUUUUCUCUCCGUGUAUACUUGUCCAUCUUGUACUUGCGGAUACCACAAACCUUUCACAUAGUACUUCGCGGACGAGUUGUUGAGCAUCAUAACAUUGCAAAUGAUCUAAAGUUUCCAGAAUUUAUCUUGUAUAAACCUCAAAGUGGAGGUUCUGUGGAGGGUCAAGUUAUUACGACUAUUGGAUUUCUUAAAGAAGCUCCACAUGUCAGUUUCCAUGGUUUCAAUGUGUAUCACAAAAAUCGUCUAAUACUGCCCUAUUGGCAGGUUGUGAGCUAUUCAGACAGUAGGGGUCGGGGGGUGGUUGGUGUUCUGGAAGCAAAUUUUGUUGAGCCAAGUCACAACAAGCAAGAUUUUGAGAAAACUAAUCUUUUUCAGAAACUUGAAGUUCGCUUAAAGGAGAUGACGUGGGAAUACUGGGAUUAUCAUUGUGGGUUAAUUGGGUAUCAGGUAAAGAAGAAACUUGUGUCACAGGUUUCAUCUGGUCCUAAGAUUACCCAACAGGUUUCAUCUAAUCGUGCGCCACCUAGUGGUGUACAACAUGUCAGAUUGGGUCAAAGUUUCCCUGCUGUUGGUAGUAAAAAGACGGCACUUGGAAGAUCUGAACAGUCGAUACCCAACUCCCAAACCAGAUCUGAACAAGUGGGAGGGAUGAAGAGGAAGGAACAUGGUGAUAUUCUACCGGUCAAAAAUGUUAAAGUGGCCAAGGUGGUUAACGAGAAGAGUCGGAAUGUACAGCUGGUGAGUCCUACUGGAGACCAGCGGAAAGAUCAAGAAGCUGUAAAUUUGAUGCAAGAGAACAAAAAGCUUCGAGCUGACUGCUUGGAAUAUGAGAAGAGGAAUGAAGAACUUAAUCUCAAGGCGACGCAGCUCAGAAGUGCAAUAAAAGAGCUUGAUGAAGAAUACUCUCGGAUGAUGGCUGAAUUAGAAGCUUUGGAGGCUGUCAAGGAAGAAAAGGGAAUAUAAAUGUAAAUAGUGUGUUGUAUCAGCAAUUCUUUCAUUUGUUAAACCUUGUUGUACCAUGUAUGCAUAGGUCGGUGUAGCCUUCAGUUUUCAACCCUUAGGAUGAUUCGUUGCAGGUGAAACCUAGGGUCCGUAAUUUUUUCGUUUUGUUUUCUAAUUGUACCACCGCUCCCUUUGCGCUUUCCAAUGGAAGUUUGUAUCGAGUUUUACUGAUGAAUUAGAGCCUGCUAAUUUCACAUCUAGAAAGCAAGUAGCUUUUCUGUGAACAA